AGUCCAGCACUGUCGUCACUAUGAACCUCCAAGAAGAACCACCGGAGAAGAAGAAGACCAAGACCUCUUCUUCAUCUCCGUCGCUUUCUCUAAUUCCCGACGAAAUCCUUGUGAACUGCUUAGCCCGGAUCUCGAGGUCGAACUACCCAACACUCUCACUCGUUUCGAAAACCUUCUGUUCAAUCCUCUCUUCCACUGAGCUCUACGCAGCCAGAGCUCACCUAGGAACCACCGAGCAGUGUCUCUACGUCUGUCUAUGGGAUCUUGGAAGUUAUAGAUUUCCCCAUUGGUUCACACUUUGGACUAACCCUAACCGAACCCUACCCGACUCCAUGAUUAGGAGGAGAAGGAAGAAGAAGACAGCUGGACAGUUGUUGGUUCCGAUUAGCUCUUUUAAUUUUCCAUCUGUAGCAACGGCCACUGCUGUUGUUGGUUCUGAAAUUUAUGUAUUCGGCGGACCAGUCGGCUAUGAACCGUCCUCUGAAGUGCGGGUGCUUGAUUGUCGCAGCAACACGUGGCGCGAUGCCCCUAGUAUGAAUGCAGCCAGGAAAUUUGCACCUACAUGUGUCUACGGUGAGAAGAUAUAUGUAAUGGGAGGGUGCCAAGGAUCAGAGAAGAACGAAUCAUGGGCUGAGGUGUUCGACACAAAGACUCAGACUUGGGAACGCCUCACCGACCCGGGUGAUGAGAUACGUAAGUGUCGCAUUAGCAGAAUCAGAGAGAUCGAAGGUAAAAUUAAGUUCGGGAAUGUAGAAAGAAAGAUGUAUGGUUAUGACACAAAGCAAUGUAAAUGGGAGAACUGUGUAAACGAAAGCGCAAUUUAUGCGAGGUUGGAAUGUAUAAUGGAGAAUGUUUCAUAUGGCUUUUGGAACAAGCGCUUGUUGUGGUAUGACAUUAUAAAUGGGUAUUGGAAAGGGGUGAGAGGGUUAGAGUCAUUACUAGGGAUGUACAUGAGGAAUGGUGGAUCAAGGGGUAAUAAGACUAAACUAGUUUGCUGUGGUGGGAAAUUCUUGCUUAUUUGGGAAGGUUAUAUGAAUCGUGAUCCCAAUAAUAGGAAGAAGAUUUGGUGUGCGGAAAUCGUGAUAGAAGAGCGUAAUGAUGGAAUUGAGCGUUGGGGAAUUGUUGAGAGGGUUGAUGUUUUGCGUACCGUCCCUAGAUUAUGUCAGCUCUUGCAUUGCCUCGUUGUCUCGGUUUGAUUGACUUGUAACAACCAGGACUUAAUAAGUUAACAUGAAUGGAUUGUUGAUCAGUUUGGAAAGAGGAGAUGGUCCAGAUGGAAGAGGCAAAAGCAGAGAAACAUAGAGUGAAGGAGAUGAUCAAUUAGUUAAGGUUAAUAGUAGCUACAUUUUGUAAAACUAGCUACUACGGCUAAUUAGUAUUUCGAUAUAAUUUGUCUAAAACUCUUGUAAUUUACGAAUCUGAUUCGUUGUGUUGUGCUAUAUCAUCCUGGUAAGUAGGGAUCAUCCUUCACGGAUCAAACAUAGAUUACUCUUUGGCUCAUGAUCAAACACAUUCU
Molecule: messenger RNA, 1516 nt
Organism: Camelina sativa (false flax)
Lineage: Eukaryota; Viridiplantae; Streptophyta; Magnoliopsida; Brassicales; Brassicaceae
Source: RefSeq, a predicted model, not a curated record